Molecule: messenger RNA, 336 nt
Organism: Ochlerotatus camptorhynchus
Lineage: Eukaryota; Metazoa; Arthropoda; Insecta; Diptera; Culicidae
Exons: 2
Coding region: 1-336 (111 amino acids)
Molecular function (GO): odorant binding
Source: RefSeq, a predicted model, not a curated record
AUGGCAGAGAUUAUGGAAGUGACGAAGCAGUGCUACAAAAAGCUUGACAUCCCAUUCGAUUCGGAUUUGGUUGAGCGUGUGAUGUAUAACCGUAACAUGCUGGAGGACCAGACGACCAAGAAAUUUGCCAACUGCAUGCUGGCUGGUUUGGGCUUAUGGGAAUCGGAAGGAGUUAUCGACCGGGACGCCGUGGUAAACUUUAUGGCAAUGAAAUACGAUGCCAAGGAGGUGCGGGAUAUUGUUGGAAAGUGCUUCAGACCGACCGGUGAAACCCAGGAGGAUAAGGCGUACAACUAUUUUAAAUGUGUUUUCAAGAAUAAGACGUUUGAACUUUAA